UGUCCGAUAUCUAAUCGUGGGUAUUUUCUAUUUUCGCCAUGAAGUUCAGACCCACUACUAGAAGACACCGGGGUGGUUUAAUGACUGUGUUGUGGAAAUUUGAUACCCAGAUCUUGAAUUGUAUUCCUAGAUUCUAAUCUGAGCUCUUCAUUUUCUGUUUUUGCUGUAACAUUCACACGCUUCUAGUGGAUAUCAACGUCUGAGUCAUGUCCACAUUGAGUAUGUGAAAUCUUGGCGUUUUUCGUUUUGGGGAUAAACUCACAGAAGGGUAGAUGGCUUAUCCACCUGACCAUGAAUUCUACACUAAAGGUGUUUUGAGGUUGGUGUUGGUUUUGGCGGGUUUGAGUUUGGCUGGCUACAUAGUUGGGCCGUCGUGGUACUGGCGUUUGGAGGGGAAUUCAACUACCCAAGCUCCAUGCCCUUUAUGUGUUUGCAAUUGUUCCUCUGAGGAUUUCCUGCCCGUACAUUUAGAAAUCAUCAGCAGUUCAUUGGCAGACUGUGGUAAAAAUGAUCCCGAUAUGAAGGAGGAAAUGAAGAAGGAUUUUGUAGCUUUAUUGUCAGAGGAGCUAAAUUUACGGAAAGCUGUUGCCAAUGAUACCAUAGAACACAGCAAAACAUCAGUGAGAGAUGCUAGGAAAACCUUUUCACACUAUCGACGGGAGGCACAAAAGUGCAGUGCUGGAGUGGAAACUUGCGAGGAAGCCAGGCAGAGGGCUGAAAGAGAACUUGCAGAGGAGGUUAAGCUUUCGGCAUUGUGGGAGAAACGAGCUCGUGAACAUGGGUGAUAGAAUAGUAGAAGAAUAUACAUCAUGAAUCUAGUUAUUAUGUUUUUCUCUUAUGCUAAUGUUAGGUUUUAGAUUGUGACGUAGCUUCUACAACUAAUGCUUAGAGGUCUCUCUUGUGAAUAUAGAUUAUACCUAACAUUACCUUUGA
Juglans microcarpa x Juglans regia is the source of this 933-nucleotide messenger RNA. RefSeq lists its product as uncharacterized. The record is from RefSeq and is a predicted model, not a curated record. NCBI's taxonomy places the organism in Eukaryota, Viridiplantae, Streptophyta, Magnoliopsida, Fagales, Juglandaceae. The coding region runs from base 273 to 785 and encodes 170 amino acids. The transcript is spliced from 3 exons.